Sphaerulina musiva SO2202 is the source of this 2130-nucleotide messenger RNA. RefSeq lists its product as uncharacterized. NCBI's taxonomy places the organism in Eukaryota, Fungi, Ascomycota, Dothideomycetes, Mycosphaerellales, Mycosphaerellaceae. The annotation marks the transcript as partial. The record is from RefSeq and is a predicted model, not a curated record. The transcript has 2 exons.
GGGCAUAGGUCAGCUCUUUGUUUGCUGCCUGUCGUUCCCUCUCUCUCCACCUCGCGUACUCUGGUCUCUUUCUUUCUCUCUCUCUCCCUCUCACACACACACACGCACAACCACCCACCCACCCACACUCUCUUUCUUUCUUUUUUUUUCCUCUUUUCGCCCCUCCAGCUGGCCCACGCGCCGCGAGCAACGGGCGGAGACUGGACGCUGACGCCUGCCGUGGCACGAGCUGCCUUCCGUCGGCAUAUCUUUGACGAGAAAUCCAAAGGCGGGCAGGAGAGGCAAGGCCGGCCCACUUUAUCACAUAUCACCAAGCCACCUCGACCAGCGAACGUGACCCAGUGGUAACUUCGCCAGACUACCCUAGCUCCGCGCUCACUGCGACCGAACUUCUCCUCGAGAUCUUCGUUCGCUCGUCAACGUCCUCCGACAUCACUACCACUUCGCCUUCGCAGUCCGCGUGCAGCGGCGGCGGCGGUAGACAACAUGGCCUCCAGGAUGAAACGCAAGUUUUCCUUCGACAUUCCAAAGUUGAAGAUCGGCAAUCUCGGCACCAUUGGCAAUAUAGGCCACCUGGGCUCGUCGUCACGUCCAGAUCCCAGAGCGUGGAAAGAUCACUAUGCAUCACCGCCCGAAUCGAGGCCCUCCACGCCGAAAAGUGUACGCCCGCCAAUGCCAAGCGAUAUCGAAGCUGAACUCCGAGCUGCCUGUUCGUACAUCAUUACCCACCCCAAACCGUCUCAUGAAGUAUGGGGCGAGGAGGCCGCGAAGCCUGCGUUGGACUAUGCCGCGAUCAAGGCGGGGGGAGUAGCCGAUGCUGCGCCUGUGGCUGUCCUGCCCACCAGGACGAGAAGCGCACGACAAAGACCUGAGCAGUCGCGGGAGCCGCCGCUGUCGUCGAGGUACGCCUAUAAGCCGCACGUGGCCACUGAAGAUCUGUUCAAUGGUGAGGGAAAUGGGAUUGUGCUGCCUGCAAUUACCGCCAGGUCACGCGCAGAUGUGCUCAUGGCGGGAGAACCAGUCAAGAGUGCUUCGUCGCAACAUCGUCCAAGAGCAGAGUCGAUAGGAGCAAUACAACCGCCCGUGGCUGUCGCGCGGCAUGAAAACUCGGAAAGGACAAGGACAUCGCAAAGGUCAGAUUCGGUGGGCACAUCAGGCUCCACGCCACAUACAGACUCUACGGACUAUCCCUGGUCUGCCUCAACUGGUUUGACUUCCGCCGUGAACACUCCUGCACGUUCAAAGCGCACAUCAGGGCAGGCUGUGACUUCGACUUCGGACAACGGAAGUAUGCCGAAGGUGGACGCUGUGAACGCAGACUGGAUGCGCACAGAGCUCGAGAAACACAAGAAGGCGAUUGGGGAGAAGGAACGACAGAAGGCCGUUGACCCUGCAAGCCAUUCUGGCACCAUGGCCUCCCCAACUUCGUAUUCUCAUGUUCCUGCUCGAAAGCCUGUGCCGUCACAGCCCGCAAGCAGGAAGGCGAGCAACGCUAUCUCGCCGCCCUCAAUACAGGACAUUCAACCUGAAAGCACAGACCAACCCGAUCGAGGUCGCACGCUUGCUGCUCGCGCCGACUCUUCUCAGCCAGAGACUGAGGGGGAUGCAAGAGGACGAAUGAUCGUGCGCUCUCGCAGCCGAUUAAGCAUGGCAUCGCGAGCAGCAAGUCGUGCAGCAAGUCGAGCCGCGAAUGAGGCUAAAAGCAUUACACAAGACAUCCUGGGGCAUUACCUACGUCCAAACUCUGAUCAGGAUGCAAGAGAGCCCGUCGAAAGGCCUCCCAGCAGGGCACGCGAUAUCGCAUUUGGCGUCAAAGACUAUUUCAGACCAGGCACUGCCACCGGUUUCCGUAGCGGGAAGAUCAGCGGCGAGUUCACACGCGGUCACGCUAGAAAGCAAUCGACUAGUUCUGUGCAAACGACGAACUCAGAGGUCGCCCCUUCAGAAGGUUCCGCGAACUGGAAGAAGUGGCGACCCCGGAACAAGUCCCAUGCUAACGCUGUGAGCCCCGAACUCAGCAGACCGGAUAGUGCAGCGUCGAGACCGGUCAUCGAUUUGAAUCGAGAGCUGCCGCCGCUACCUGGAUUGGACUCGUGGAAAGACGAAGAGCCCGCGCCUGCCCCAGGUCCU